Ochotona princeps (American pika) is the source of this 1826-nucleotide messenger RNA. It is a transcript of the gene KANSL2, whose product is annotated as KAT8 regulatory NSL complex subunit 2. Lineage: Eukaryota; Metazoa; Chordata; Mammalia; Lagomorpha; Ochotonidae. The coding region runs from base 136 to 1614 and encodes 492 amino acids. The transcript is spliced from 10 exons. Gene Ontology annotation, cellular component: NSL complex. The record is from RefSeq and is a predicted model, not a curated record.
CCCAGCCAAUGGCAACCGCGCUCCCGCGGAAUGGCAGCCAAUCAGUGGGGAGCAGCCGGGGAAGCCGCCGGGCCCAGUUAGGAGCGGCCCGAAGAGAGCGAGGUGCGCGGAGAGCGCGGCUGAGGAGGUUCUGGUAUGAACAGGAUUCGGAUUCACGUCUUGCCAACCAGUCGGGGGAGGAUCACCCCGGUCCCCAGGUCCCAGGAGCCCCUGUCUUGUUCCUUCACUCAUCGUCCGUGUUCGCAGCCUCGACUGGAGGGGCUGGAAUUUUGCAUUAAGCAUAUCCUGGAAGAUAAGAAUGCACCGUUUAAACAGUGUAGUUACAUAUCAACCAAGAAUGGAAAAAGAUGUCCCAGUGCGGCCCCAAAGCCAGAGAAGAAGGAUGGGGUGUCCUUCUGUGCAGAGCAUGCCCGUAGAAAUGCCAUGGCAGUCCAUGCUCAAAUGAAGAAAACCAACCCGGGGCCCAUGGGCGAAGCACUCCUGUGCCAGCUGAGCUCCUAUGCUAAGUCGGAGCUGGGCUCCCAGACUCCAGAAAGUAGCCGCAGCGAAGCCAUCCGUAUCCUGGAGGAAGACAGCUGGAGUGAUGGGGAGCAGGAACCCAUUACUGUGGAUCAGACAUGGAGAGGUGACCCUGACAGUGAAGCUGAUAGCAUAGACAGUGAUCAAGAAGAUCCCCUAAAACACGCUGGUGUCUACACAGCAGAAGAAGUGGCCCUGAUUAUGCGUGAGAAGCUAAUCCGUUUACAAUCUUUAUACAUUGAUCAGUUUAAGCGACUUCAGCAUCUGCUCAAGGAGAAGAAACGCCGUUACCUGCAUAACCGCAAGGUGGAACACGAGGCUCUAGGUGGUAGUCUUCUGACUGGCCCAGAGGGGCUUUUGGCCAAAGAGCGAGAGAAUUUGAAACAGUUGAAAUGUCUCCGGCGCUACCGCCAGCGCUAUGGCGUGGAGGCGCUGCUGCACAGGCAGCUGAAGGAGCGCAGGAUGCUCGCCACAGAAGGAGCUGCUCAGCAGGCUCAUACAACGCGCUCCAGUCAGAGGUGCUUGGCCUUUGUGGAUGACGUUCGUUGUUCCAAUCAGUCCCUUCCAAUGACCAGACACUGCCUUACUCAUAUCUGUCAGGACACGAAUCAGGUACUGUUCAAAUGCUGCCAGGGAUCUGAAGAGGUUCCCUGCACCAAGCCAGUCCCUGUAAGCCUCUCGGAAGAUCCCUGCUGCCCACUGCACCUGCAGUUGCCUCCUCAGAUGUAUAAGCCCGAGCAGGUCCUGUCUGUGCCAGACGGUCUGGAAGCCGGCCCCGUGGAGCUGUACUUGAGUGCUUCCGAGCUUCAGCCCACUGAGAGUUUACCGCUGGAGUUCAGUGAUGACUUGGAUGUUGUGGGGGAUGGCAUGCAGUGCCCCCCAUCACCUUUGCUUUUUGAUCCUUCACUAACCCUUGAAGAUCAUUCAGUCAAAGAAGUUGCUGAAGGCGCAGUGGAUGUUUUGGGCCAGAUACAACCGGCUGGAGAUGGGUGCAGAAACCAGGGACCUCGAAAUGCUGAGAAAGUUCCUGCACAGUUGCCUCAGAGUGCAUUGGCUACUGCGAAUGGGAAACCCGAGCCCUCUGCCCUCAGUUGACAGUUUGCUUUGGAAGGCAUUUGACUUUGGUGGAGUUUAACUUCCCAUUCUUUAUGCAAGUGUCUGUGAGCAUCUCUCACUCAGCAGUGGCAAUCCACACUGCUUUGGUUUUCUUCCGGACUGAGGUAUACAAGCAUAAGUCCACAUUUUAGGAGAACGGAACAGUAUUGUUUUAGAGUUGUAGGAUUCUUCCUGCUCUGGGUAAGGGAGAG